Molecule: messenger RNA, 1197 nt
Organism: Phoenix dactylifera (date palm)
Lineage: Eukaryota; Viridiplantae; Streptophyta; Magnoliopsida; Arecales; Arecaceae
Molecular function (GO): zinc ion binding; nucleic acid binding
Source: RefSeq, a predicted model, not a curated record
UCCUCCUUUUUCGCUCCUAGGUUGUCCGUCUAUUUAAGUUCUCCCUCACCCUUGUCCGUUGCUCGCGUGUAUCGUCUUCCUCUCCGGAGCGCUGCGGCCCAAGGGAGGAGCCCUCGUUGCAUGGGAUCUCGAGGUCGAGAGUGGAGAUUACGGCAGGCUAGGGUUUGGUUGGCAUGGAUCUGGACUCACUGGGUUUUGAAAACAGGGGGUGGAGUUGGAGUGGCAGGAGGGGUUGUUUAGUGGGCACGCAGGGUUUUGUGGGGUUAUCACGAUGAGUCCAGAUGGCAGCAGAAACCCUCCUCGAGCACGUCUGUUCCGAACCAAUCGCAUGUCCUAUCGUGACGCUCCUUACAGAAGCGAACGCCGCAGCUACUGGGAUUCUCUCUGCAAGAACUGUAAGCGUCCUGGACACUACGCUAGAGGCUGUCCAAAUGUAGCUGUCUGCAACAAUUGUGCACUCCCAGGGCACAUUGCAGCAGAGUGCACUGCAGUGACCCUGUGCUGGAAUUGCAAGGAGUCUGGACAUGUUGCCAGUGAGUGCAAAAAUGAAGCUGUCUGCCACACGUGUAACAAAACAGGCCACCUGGCUUGUGAUUGCCCCGGCUCAGGACUAGCCACCUUUGACACCAGGCUUUGCAACAACUGCUACAAGCCAGGUCAUAUUGCCGCAGACUGUACCAAUGACAAGGCUUGCAACAACUGCCACAAGACUGGUCACCUGGCUCGUGAAUGCCCUAACCAACCAGUAUGCAAUCUCUGCAAUGUUUCAGGCCAUGUGGCACGUGACUGUCCCAAGGCAAGCCUGGCAUUGGAGAUCCAAGGAGGGCCUGUCCGCGGCAUGUGCGACCAGCCAGGUCGCAUCAGCUAUGGCUGGGUUGGUAUUGUUAUCUGCAGCAACUGUGGUGGGCGUGGCCAUCUGUCUUAUGAGUGCCCCUCAGGCAGGAUUUUUGGUCGUGUUCUCCAAAGAUACUCAUGGUAAACUUGGUUUCAACAUUGGAUAUCUUGUACUGCAGGUGAGUUUGGGCUAUUGCGGCUAUGCUAGUCGAUGCUUUUUCCCAAAUUGUGGGUUCACUUUCUAAUGGAAGUGUUUGCUCUGGUGGGCACUUAUGGAGGCCAGAAUUGAAGAUUGAAACCUAUGUUCUUUGACUUCAGCUGAUAUACAUUCUUCCAUGACAUUUUUGUGCAUUUCUUCUCUUU